GUUAUCGAUAUCACAUUCAAUCCGUUCGCAAGUCCAUCAGGUCGUGCACGCAUCAGACAGAGAGACAGCCAGUCGUGUGCAAACAGCAACCGAAAACAAGAAACCCGAAACAACCACAAUGGCAUUCAUCAAGUCUACAUUGGUCUUCGCCGUCGUCGCCGUCGCUACCAUCGGCCGAACCCAAGCUGGUGUCCAGAUCGCACCUGCCCCGUACGCCGCCUAUCCCGGAUUCCUGCCUUACUCUGCCGCCCCCGCCGCAUACCCGUACGCAGCGUACCCGUUCAAAGCGCCCUUGUUGCCGGCCGCUUCCAGAGCUGUUGCAGCCCCGUUGCAACAAGUGUAUCCGGCCGGAGCCGCUCGUUUCGCCGCCACGGGACCUCUGCCCGCUCUCGCACCUUUCCCGGCCGCCGCACCGAUAGUGCGUGCUGCACCCGUGGCCGCCGCUCCUCUGCCAGUGGCAGCAGCCGCUCCCGUGCCAGUGGCACCUGCAGCCCCUUUGCCCGUCGCAGCUAAGUUGGACUACACCGACUCCUACCCGCAGUACCAGUUCGCGUACACGGUCAGAGACUCGUUGACCGGUGACGCUAAAGACCAAGAAGAGGUGCGCGAUGGUGACGUAGUCAAGGGCAGGUACAGUCUGAUCGAAGCCGACGGCAGCCGUAGGACGGUCAACUAUUACGCCGAUGACGUCAAUGGAUUCAACGCGGUAGUCCAAAAGGACGUUCCAGUCGCCCCUGCCGUAGUGGUGUGAUCGUCCACUAUGGACUACGACGAUACAAGAUGAUUGAAGUACAACUAUAUACAUCCCAUACGGCGACGUACACUCGAACGCGUUACGAUGGUCCUUGGCGCAAUAGCCGAUGAAGCCACCGGACAACAUUUGUAUACGUGUGAUUUAUUUUUUAUUUUUACUUUUUGUGUGUUUUCUUUUUGUAAAUAACGUUUUCUUGCUGUUA
This is a messenger RNA of Sipha flava (yellow sugarcane aphid), 956 nucleotides long. Its product is annotated as larval cuticle protein A3A-like. Gene Ontology annotation, cellular component: extracellular matrix. The transcript is spliced from 2 exons. The record is from RefSeq and is a predicted model, not a curated record. Lineage: Eukaryota; Metazoa; Arthropoda; Insecta; Hemiptera; Aphididae. The coding region runs from base 119 to 751 and encodes 210 amino acids.